GUGUAUAAAAUGGAGCAAAUUCUGUUGAUCUUCCCGCAGCAAAGAGGACAUUAAAAGGUUGUAAAGAUGCAUCAUUUCUUUGCAAGCUGCACUCUUGUGGCAUUGGUGUUAGCUGCAUGCCUGGCAGACCACCACCAUGGACAUGACAUGAAAUGCCACGAGCUUUCCCCUCCCAAUGCAGAAUUUGGCUUUGCCUUAUACAAAACCCUGAACACCAAAGCAGGUGCUGCAGAGAACAUCUUCUUCUCCCCACUGGGGAUCUCCACCGCACUGUCGUUACUGUCCUCGGGGGCACAUGGUGAGACCCACAGCCAGCUGUUUUCCACUCUUGGCUACAGUGGCAAGGAGGAGGCGACGAUCAACCAAGCGUACAAGCAUCUUUUGCAUAUGCUUGGCCAUAACAUAGAGAACCAGCUGCUUGAUGUCACUAAUGCAAUUGCUGUAGACAACAGCUUCAGUCCUUCUGACAUCUUCAUGAAAAAUGCCAAGGAAUUCUACUCUGCUGAGGUUCUCAAGGUUGACUUUGCCAAAUCUCAAGAGGCUGCGGCUGAGAUCAACUCACACAUAGCUGACGAAACACACAACAUCAUUAAAGACCAUGUUAAGAACUUGGAUGAAGCCAUGGCUAUGAUACUGAUCAACACAGUCUACUUCAAAGGAGAGUGGGAUAAACCCUUCAACAAGUCGCACACAAGAAAGGCUGACUUCCAUGUGGACGAGAAUACCAAAGUCGAAGUUGACAUGAUGGCGAGGACAGGUCGCUACGACUUGUAUUACGAUGAUGACAAUGGCACCACCGUCCUCAUGCUGCCGUACAAGGGGAACACCUCCAUGAUGAUCAUCCUUCCUGAUGAGGGCAAGAUGAAGAGUGUGGAAGGCUCCAUAAACAAGAACUACAUUAAGCAUUGGCAUGACUCCAUCUAUAGACAAUCUGUGGACGUGUUCUUGCCCAAAUUUUCAAUUUCUGCUACAGCUGCUUUGGACAGCACAUUGAAAGAAAUGGGAAUAACCGCUGCUUUCGGAGACGCUGCUGAUUUCUCUGGCAUUUCCGAUGAUGCCAAGCUGAAGCUAUCUAAGGUAUCCCAUGAGGCGGUUCUGAACAUUGACGAAACAGGGACCGAAGCAGUAUCCGUCACUACACUGGAGAUGAUGCCGAUGAGUAUGCCUAUGAGUGUGAAUCUUAAUAGACCAUUCUUGGUCUUUAUCCUGGAGGACUCCACUUGUAGCAUCCUCUUCAUGGGCAAGAUCAGUAACCCCACAGCCAAUUAAAUAAACCAGUGUUGCAAAAUGUAAAGAUAUUUUUUCAACCUCAUGACAAAGUGUUGUCCAUCGCAAUUUGGUCAUGUAAACAUCUAUUAACUCAAUAAAUCCAAGUCAAUGGA
Molecule: messenger RNA, 1382 nt
Organism: Syngnathoides biaculeatus (alligator pipefish)
Lineage: Eukaryota; Metazoa; Chordata; Actinopteri; Syngnathiformes; Syngnathidae
Product: alpha-1-antitrypsin homolog
Exons: 5
Coding region: 67-1269 (400 amino acids)
Biological process (GO): negative regulation of endopeptidase activity
Molecular function (GO): serine-type endopeptidase inhibitor activity
Source: RefSeq, a predicted model, not a curated record